AUGGCUAGCGACCCCACAAAUCGUGAGGCCUUUAUUAAGUCCUCGAUUAAGGCAGCAAAAGAGGGAAAGUUUGAUGGCUUGGAUCUGCAGUGGAUAUACCCAUCUUCCCAAGAUCAAAUGAAGGAUUUUGAAAGUGUCCUUAUUGGGUGGCACAGUGCUGCUGUUGAGGAUGCUAAAGAUUACCAUACACAACAAUUGAUCCUUGUUGCUGCAGUCUCCAAUUUGCCCGAUGUACACCACAAUAUUCAAUAUCCAAUUGAUACAAUAAUACAAACCUUGGAUUGGGUCAACCUUUUUUCUUAUGACUUUUACACUCCAACUUCUUCAGUGAAGUUUACUGGACCAUCUUCAGCACUCUACAAUCCAAAGACAGACUCUUUGUCUGUAAAUUUCGGUAUCGAGUCAUGGAUCAAAUGUUAUCCUAAUUUGCCUUCCCAACGGAUUGUAUUUGGAAUUCCUUUCCACGGUUGGGCAUGGAAACUUGCCGAUCGUCUCCAGCACGACGUGUUUUCGGAGGCGGAUGGAGCAGCAAUAGGACACGAUAUAUCUUCAAAUGGCCAAAAUCUACUACUCCAAUAUUAA
Molecule: messenger RNA, 582 nt
Organism: Momordica charantia (bitter melon)
Lineage: Eukaryota; Viridiplantae; Streptophyta; Magnoliopsida; Cucurbitales; Cucurbitaceae
Product: class V chitinase-like
Biological process (GO): chitin catabolic process; carbohydrate metabolic process
Cellular component (GO): extracellular region
Molecular function (GO): chitinase activity; chitin binding
Source: RefSeq, a predicted model, not a curated record